Trichoderma asperellum CBS 433.97 is the source of this 2061-nucleotide messenger RNA. RefSeq lists its product as uncharacterized. NCBI's taxonomy places the organism in Eukaryota, Fungi, Ascomycota, Sordariomycetes, Hypocreales, Hypocreaceae. The record is from RefSeq and is a predicted model, not a curated record.
GUGACAUCUGACUUGGAGACUUUCAUUGGCAUUCUUCCUCUGCGCCUCUGCUUUAAGUAGGCGGCCAGCACCACCGCCAUGCGGCGCUCAAUUCGGCUGUCAGUCGCGCCCGCGAUUUGGUUGGCAGCGCUUGUCGAGGCUGAUAUUUCCUAUGUGACGGAUCUCGAGAUAUUUUCCCUUCUGGCUCCAUGUGUCUCCGAUGCCAUAUCCUACAACAUCGCGACAUUGACCUUUGGAACAUUAUGCGGCGAUUCAGAAACCGCGCUACAGUCGUGUGUAUGCUCGAAUACAGAGAGAUAUACCAGCAUAACAUCGUCUAUAUCCCGAGAUGUUAAAUACAGCUGCGGCAGUACUGCUACCGAAGACCAGCAGAGCGCAUCGAGUGUUAUUCAGAAAUAUUGCACACAGAGUUUGCCAAUUACAUUUUCAACUCCGACGAAGAAUGUUGUCGAGGCCUAUAUUACCGACUUGAGCCAGAUCAGUUAUAUGCCACAAUGCGCAGUGUCAGCCGUAUCAGAAGCUGUGAUGGGAGAUAAUGCUUCUAGAUGCCCCGAAGCCGCCAAUCUCUUUGCCCCCUGUGCUUGCGGUAAAGACGGAAUACCUGCCGCAAUCACCGACAACAUUAGCAAAUACGUCCGCACGUCAUGCUCCAAUGGGGGCGACAUUAGCGAUGCUGUGGGCUUUUACAGCGAAUACUGCGCCAUGAACAAUGGAACGACUACGUUUACUCAGCCCGCAGGCCCCCCAGGAGACAUGACGUAUCAUAUCACCGCCUUGCCGCAGUUCAAGUCGUUGCGAUCGUGCGCCCAGAGCGGUGUUGCAUCUGCUAUCCUCGAUCAAACAAACCGUUACUGCGCAACUGGGCCCCAAGCUCUCGCCUCGUGCGUAUGCCUCAAAUCUGGCAUGAGCGGCAGAAUCUCAAGUACACUCACAUCAAACGUUAAAUGGAACUGCGACAACACCGCCACCGCAGAUGUCGCCUCGGCCCUCGAUGUCUUUGAGCUCUACUGCAGUGCAGCCGAAAAAGAAGUCGUUAUAUCCGUUUCCGAUACCGCUACAGAGACAUAUCUUCAUCCUACGAAUCAUGACAGUGCGCGUCCUUCUGGCCCUUUAGAGACAGGCAGCAGUAGCAGUGGCGGUGGAAGUGGAAGUGAUGAUAGCGGCGGAAGUAAUCCAACCCAAGGUGGAAAAGACGGAUCAUCUUCCGGCGGAAACGGAGGAAAUAAGUCGAGCUCAGUCAACAAGACGGCCGUUAUUGCGGCAUGUGUUCUUGCAGCCAUCGUUCUCAUCGCUGCCGUUGGCCUCGUCGCCUUUUUCGUGCGUCGCAAACGCAACAGGCAGAUGAGAGGAGAGGCGUUGCCGCCAACAACAGAGGGCCCUAAUUAUCAGGGACCCCCCGAGCUGGAAAACACUGCGAAGGCGCCACCCAGUGUCGCUGUUGUUCCGGAGCUUCACAGCACAGAGAGACAAGAACUUCAAGGAAAUGUUACGCCGUACAGUUCACCACCCGGCUACAACUCACCACGUCCAGAGCUCCAGGGCAGUUCCGAAUACAAGCCAUCUGUUUCACCGCAACCUGGAGUGGGAUAUCAGCCGCCCCAUUCCCCUCGACCUACUGUUUCUCCUGCGACGCCGAAUACGUACGGGACAGGAUGGCAGUCUGGGCCAGUUGUAGAAACUUAUGAGCUGGAUUCGGCGCCAUGGAAAGCUUCUUCAUGAUUCAAUAUUUUGCUGAAAUAUUUCUUUCACGGUCAUUGAUACAAGUCAUGCAUAAUUCCAUGUCUUGAUUUCGACUAUUUUCAUAUUCAUAGACCAUCCAAGUCUUUUUCUUUUCGCAUUAUCGAAAUGAUGCUAACCACAGUUGUGAGAGCGUCACAAGAUUUCCCGUGCUAGAAAAAUAGAGCAGCAGUUUCAAUUUGUAUUAUCAAGCGUUUGGAGUGUGGCUACGUCCUCGUUGUACAUUGUAUGGUGUUUAAGGAUUCGCAGCGAAAGGCUUAUACAAAAAGGUCUAUUAACAAGAUUUAUAUUAUAUAUAAUUAGUAUUUCUAACUUAAUACACGC